AUGCCCUAUCCACUGAGGCGGGAAACAGGAAUGAACUCAUCAGUGCAAAACGGCAUGGAACACGGUGUCGGCGAAGGUGGUAUCUUUGAAUUCCUCUUUCGACAACAGAAUGCCCGUCAGUUAGGAAAGUGUGUUCUCCAAAAUCAGGUGAAGAGUCCUGCUGCAGGCAUGUCCUAUCCUGGUGCUUAUCUGCUAUUGAGUGUUUUCUUCGCCUUGCUCUCCAACAGGCGUACCAUUGCUGUUGGAGGCAACCCAGGCGAUUUCGCUGAUAACUGCACACCGCCUCGUGUCAUCUCGGCUGAUCGAAGACCGCUCUCCACACGUUUGCAAGUUCUACCUCCUCUAUUCUAUUCACACUGGGAUGCUUGGCGAUUUCCACCGCCUCGGCCACCAGUCGCUGUGUUCGCCAUCCGUGCGUUCGGUGAUCUAGAAGCGAUGACUCAUGGAAUAUAUGGCGUGGGAGUUGCACUCAAUCCCAGAACUAAACGAGCUUUGGUGGACUGGAUCCCACUGGUCGUAUUUGUGCCAUCCGGUUAUCUAACUCAACUGAGCUGA
Opisthorchis viverrini is the source of this 555-nucleotide messenger RNA. RefSeq lists its product as hypothetical. Lineage: Eukaryota; Metazoa; Platyhelminthes; Trematoda; Opisthorchiida; Opisthorchiidae. The record is from RefSeq and is a predicted model, not a curated record. Bases 1 to 555 code for a protein of 184 amino acids. The transcript has 4 exons.